UCCAUUAAAGGCCCAAUGAAAUCAAAGUGCCUCAAUCCAUGAUUGCUUCUCUGAGCUUUUUCCGAUUCUUCAUCAUUUUCAUUUUCUUCUCGGGGUUUUCCCUCCAGCCAAAUUGGGGAUUAGGAUUUUCUUUUCUAGUUCGAUUCCUUCAUUUGCUAGAUUUUUAAUGGUGGAAUGUGAGUGAAGACGUCGUCGUUAUGUUCAAGACCCAAUCCGACGCCAUUCGCAUUUGCUUCCGUCGAAUCGCGGGCUUCGAUUCACAAACCCUAAUGUCUGCAUAUCUUUUUUCGAUCAGCGAUCCCUUUUCAACACGAUCGCUUCACACUGGUUCGUUUCGUGACAAGCCCGACACAGAUUUUGUUCACCGAAUCAAUUCUCUCGAAGCUAACAACCUCAUCAGCGGUGGGGUCAAGGUUAAAGGCGGCAAAUUCAACGGGUUAACCCUAAGGGGUUGUGCUGAUUCUCACAGGAAAGCUGAUCAUAAGGCUCGAGUUUUGGCGCAGCAUCGGCAGAUUCUUCGUGGUGUGGAAUCUGGGCCGGCGGAGAUUCGCAGCGGCGGAGCCGACGUUGCGGAUUUUCGCCGCGGUGGAGCUUUGCCCGGGAAGUUUAGAAGGUUCCAUGAUAAUGAUAAGAUUGUUGUUGCCGUCGACAUCGAUGAGGUCCUUGGAAACUUUGUCUCGGCUCUUAACAGGUUCAUCGCGGAUCGGUACUCAGCAAAUCAUUCAGUCUCAGAGUACCACGUCUACGAGUUCUUCAAGAUAUGGAAGUGCUCUCGUGAUGAAGCCGAUAUACGUGUCCACGAAUUCUUUAAGACGUCAUACUUCAAGAAAGGGAUCCAUCCUCUCCCGGGUGCUCAGAAGACGCUUCACAAGUUAUCAAGAUUUUGUGACCUAUCAGUCGUGACGUCUCGGCAGAAUGCGAUUAAGGAGCACACGCUCGAGUGGAUCGAGAUGCAUUUCCCGGGACUCUUUCGAGAGAUUCAUUUCGGUAACCAUUUUGCUUUGCACGGAGAAUCGAGACCAAAGUCUGAAAUAUGCAGAUCAUUUGGGGCAGAAAUCCUGAUCGACGACAACCCUAGAUACGCGACGGAGUGCGCUAAUAUCGGGAUGAAGGUUCUGCUCUUCGACUACGAGAACUCGUAUCCUUGGUGCAAAGCAGAGUCUACCGACCAAAACCCGUUGGUGACAAAGGUUCGCAACUGGGAAGAAGUCGAGCAACAGCUGCUUUCGUUCGUCGUAUCGAAGCGUUAAACAACAUUUCUACGAAAAUUGGACGGAUCGUAUCAUCACAUACAUAUACAAAAGUUCGGAGGAUUUUCUCUGCAACAGGUUUUUUAAGGACAAGAACCAAAGAAACAAGCUUUGAUGGCAUUGAUGUGUGUAGUAAGAGGCAUUUAGUGUUGGGAAUUAGUUUGAAACAUUAUUCCUUUUGUGUAAUGUCUUCGAAGGAUAUUAUUUUAGGUUAAAGUUCUCAGCUCAGUGAUAAAAGCAGCCAUCUUCUUCUUGGCUUCCCUACUGUAAGAACACAACCCUUUUUUUUUAGAAUCAUUUUCAUUUUCACAACCAUUUCUAUUUA
Tarenaya hassleriana is the source of this 1575-nucleotide messenger RNA. RefSeq lists its product as uncharacterized. The transcript has 6 exons. NCBI's taxonomy places the organism in Eukaryota, Viridiplantae, Streptophyta, Magnoliopsida, Brassicales, Cleomaceae. Gene Ontology annotation, biological process: deoxyribonucleotide catabolic process. The record is from RefSeq and is a predicted model, not a curated record. Bases 198 to 1250 code for a protein of 350 amino acids. Gene Ontology annotation, molecular function: 5'-nucleotidase activity.